CAACACGAGUGGCAACCAGUUCUCAGGCGCCAUCCCGCUCUUCCUCCAAGAACUCAAGCUCCUCAACUCUCUGGACCUAAGUGGCAACUCCCUCAGUGGCAGCAUUCCAGACUUCCUGAGAGCGCUCACGUCCUUACAGAGGCUAAAUCUCAGCACCAACGCGCUCUCUGACACGGUUUCUGCAUCCCUGGGUGCUCUGGCCGAAUUGACGUCCCU
Molecule: messenger RNA, 216 nt
Organism: Closterium sp. Yama58-4
Lineage: Eukaryota; Viridiplantae; Streptophyta; Zygnematophyceae; Desmidiales; Closteriaceae
Source: the annotation of a GenBank genome assembly